UUAAAAUAAAACCUAAACUAAAACUAAACUAAAUGUCAAUCCUUUGUUACAAAAAAACGAUUGGCAAAACCAUUAUUAUAAAAAUAAAUCAUUACAACCUACAACGCAUAGAAAAAAGAGUAAUACGCCGAAAGUACUCUUAGGCCACCAAAGGCUUCAUUUUGGAAGAGUCUUUUCUAUUCCUUUUUAGCACGGCGUUGUCGUUUUGUUGAUUUUUACUGUCACACGCAAAGUUUAAACUAUAGCCAUUGUGUAAUGUGUGGCAAGUGCGGCAAUCUAAAUAUUUAUUUAGUUUGAGUGUAUAACAAUCAGUGGAAAAAGAGUGUGAAAAUCCGAAAAUUUUGAAAAUGGAUCUUGGAGACAUAUUAGAUGAGCCAUUUCAUUUAUAGUUGCCAAGAAAACAUGAUUACGAGAAAAUGCAGACAAAAAUGUCGGUGAACAUUAACUUGAUGUCUCCAAAAAUAUGGGCAGCUUUGUUUGUGACCACUCUAUGCCUAUUGAAUAUACAGGAUACCUGGGCAAAAAAGCUAAAUGCGAGUCAAGCUUUUGACGACACGUGGAACACAGCAUCCGAUUUAGAAAAUGAACUUGAACAGCAAAAGCGGUCGAAGGGUCAGAGUGCAGGAGGAGGAGGUGGCGGAGGGGGUGCACCUGGCCAGUGGUCUUCCUGGUCAGAUUGGUCAACCUGUUCGCGCACCUGCGAUGGAGGCAUCAUGCAUCAAAUGCGUAGGUGCGGCAGUCCUGGCAGUUGUCGCGGGGAAAGCACACGCUACCGCAUUUGCAACAUGCAGCCUUGUCCGGAGCAACAGGACUUCCGCUCCAGCCAAUGCGCCGCCUACAACGAUGUUCCCUAUGACGGCACUCUGUACAAGUGGACUCCGCAUUAUGAUUACGUCGAGCCCUGUGCGCUUACAUGCAGAGGACAUCCGGCGCAUCUCGUCGAAGACAUUUCGCGGGAGACUGGAGGCGGGAACGCCGAGGAGGCAGAGCACUACGACGAGCAGAGCGUCAUUGUGCAAUUAUCGGCGAGGGUGCAGGAUGGGACCCGUUGUCGUUCAGGCAGCCUGGAUAUGUGUAUCCAAGGAAAGUGUCAGCGUGUUGGCUGCGACUUAAAAAUCGGAUCUACAAAAAGAAUAGACGGUUGCGGAGUUUGCGGCGGCGAUGGAAACUCCUGCUCUCAACCGCUUUUUGACUGGGAGAUGGCACCAAUGUCGCAGUGUUCUGUCACCUGCGGUAGUGGUUACAAAAUGUCCCGUCCUAUAUGCAGGAAUCGUCUAACCAACGUCGAUGUCGAUGAUACGCUUUGCAGCCUCACUAAUCGCCCGGAGGCGUCUGUGGAACAAUGUAAUACACACAGUUGUCCUCCCCGGUGGAUAGCAGACGAUUGGAGCACUUGCAGCCGCCUCUGUGGUCACGGCUACCGUGAGAGAAUGGUUGUCUGUGCCGAGGAGUCGAACGCCAUCAAGACAAGGGUGGCUGAUAUUAUGUGCCGCACACCCAAGCCACCAACACAAGAGACCUGCAUUAUCGAGGAGUGCCCACACUGGGAGGUCGAGGACUGGACCGGUUGCUCGGUUUCCUGCGGACAGGGUAUACAAAUGCGAGGCGUUGAGUGCAAAUCGACAGAUGGCAGUUUGAGUGCCAAGUGUGAUCCACUGACAAAGCCGGGCAGCAUGCAGCAGUGCUCUACCGGAAUUUAUUGCGGCGGAUCGGUGAACAAAGUUGGUGGCACUAUUAUUGUGGGCAGCAGCCGCUCGCUAAACGAACGAUCGGAGCGACAAUUGGAUGUUGAUGACGACAACGAGGACGACGAGGUCGAUGAUAUCGAGGACGUGGAAUCGGGACAGGAUACGGAUGAUGGUGACGGCUUAUCCUACGCUGAUCAUCCAUUGCGCUACGCUCAUCGCACACAGAGUCGACUGAACCAGGAAGCCCCAGAUGAGCCGCGGACCAUGCCUCUAAUGAACGGAAAUUCAAACAAUAAUUUCAAUAGGGGAAGCGACGAAUCAGAGGGACCCUCACUAGAUCCCACCUACAUCAGGGACAAUGAGUGGUCCUCAUGUAGCGUUACCUGUGGAGAAGGAAUCCGCCGGCGCACCCACAACUGCAAGAUUUUCCUCGAGUACUCUAGAACGGUGGCCACCGUUAAUGAUUCGUUGUGCGAGGGAAAGAAACCACAUGACGAAGUAGAGCGAUGUGUGGAAAAUCCGUGCAUGCUGCCCUCCCACGGCUUCGAUGACCAGUUCCCCCGUGAUUCUAUUAAAGUGGGUGUGUCGGAACCGGGUAAGACGUAUGUCUGGCGGGAACAGGGAUACACUUCCUGCAGUGCCUCCUGUCUCGGAGGUGUCGAGGAGCUGAUCAUCAACUGCGUUAGGGAAGAUAAUGGUAGGGUGGUGUCGCCCUUCCUCUGUUCCCCGGAAACUAAGCCGGAGGCCAGGGUUCGUACCUGCAACGACCGUCCCUGCCCUCCCAGAUGGAACUACUCAGACUACUCGGCAUGCUCUAAGAGCUGUGGCAUUGGCAUCAAGACCCGCGAGGUGCAGUGUAUCCACGAGGUUACGCGCGGAGGAGACAACACAAUGGUGGUGCCGAACAGUAUGUGCCCACAGCCACCACCAGCUGAUCGGCAGUACUGCAACGUUCUCGAUUGCCCUGUACGUUGGGAAGUAGGUGAGUGGAGCAAGUGCUCCCAUACCUGUGGGUAUGGGUUUAAGGAUCGCAAGGUGGAGUGCAAGCAGAUUAUGGCACAGGAGCACAAGAUCGAACGACCCGAAUCUAUGUGCCCGAGUGUUAAGCCGGCGGACAAAAAGCCCUGCAAUGUAAAGCCCUGCCCGCCGGAAGAUCCCAAGCCAGUCAUCCAAAUCAACAACUCAACACACAUUCAGCACGACCCCAAGAAGACCAAGAUCACCCUUAAAGUGGGCGGCGCUGGAGUUGUUUUCUUCGGCACCCAGGUAAAGAUCAAGUGUCCCGUGAAGCGGUACAAUCGCACUAAAAUCAAGUGGAGCAAGGAUCACAAGCCGCUGCAGCGUUCACGAAAGUACAAAGUGUCAAAAAAGGGCGCCCUGCGUAUACUUGAUAUUACGUUCCGCGAUGCCGGGGUCUACUCCUGCCACGCCGGUCUCAGCUCCGCAGAAAUAAGCAUCGAUGUGAAGGCCAAGCCGGGGCAGCAGGCUGAGGAGCUGAAACAACAGGAAUCUGAACGAUUGGUGCGUGAGAAUAGUGGCACAGAGGCUCUCACGUCGGCGGAUAUGAAGACCGCUGGUGGAACAGGGACUUCCGCUGCUGUCGAAACUAUUAGCCACGUUAAUGGAACGCAUCAGCAUGGCUCACGUCGCAGGCAGCAGCAGUCGGAGCGAUUGCAGAACGGGAGGGAACGGAACCGAAGACCCAAGUCCGAUGAAGUUCAGCAUGCGGAUAGCAGCAUUAUGGAAGAUGAUCUCUCGCAAUUAGUGCAAUCUGAUGACAGAAUACCGCAGCCGGCGAGCGCCAGUAGCGGCGGUAGUCGCACCAGGACUCUGCUGGCUAUGCCAUAUUUCCAGGCUCUGCUAAGCAAUCUCCAGUUGCUAUGGCCGCUACAGCGCUUUAAGGACUCUCGAGGCCAACACUUACUCCAAGGCGAGGCGCUCAAGUACGGCAUCGAUUUAACAGGCAACGACUAUGACCAGGACCAGCCGGAACGUGUGACGGCCAUGCAGUUGCCCCCAGAAGCAGUAUCAGAGCGAACGCAUUCGCCCUUUGACCCAGAGUACCAUGCGCAGUCGAAAACUAGUGCGGAAGCGGAAAACAUUCCGUCACAUAUGCCGCACGCUCGAUGGGAAACAACAGCUGCAUCUUCAACUACGGCGGUGCCAAGCAUUGCGAGCGCCAGAUUCGUCUACAAGUGGAGACUGGGCGAGUGGUCCCACUGUUCACAGGAGUGUGGAACGGCCGGCAGUGACUUGCAGCGGCGCACGGUGAGCUGCCACAGAAUAGCAAAGGCCACGAGUUCCGGCAGUACUAGCGACACCGAAAACAAUGUCGUGGAUAAUUCAGAAUGCUCCGCACACGGCUUGGAGCUACCCGAUUUUUUCCAGAGCUGCGGCAACGAGGCCUGCCCGCAAUGGAGCAAGGCCGACUGGACGCCCUGCCAGCGAUCCCACUGCCACGGAAGGAAUACGGCCAUGCAGCGCCGCGAAGUGUCUUGCCGCUACGCCAAUGGGACGUCGGGAAGCGUCUGCGACGAGAAUGAGCGACCUGCGGCGAGGCAGGAAUGCUACAAUGAGCGGUGCAAGGGAGUGUGGCGCGUGGAGUCUUGGUCCGAGUGCAAUGCGCCUUGCGGUCGUCAGGGCAUCAAGUACCGCAUCCUGCAGUGCGUCUGGUACGGAAGUCGCCGGCCAGCGGGCAAUGUGUGCAAGCACCAGCCACGCCCGGUGGUUAUGAAGGUCUGCAAAAGUCCGGCCUGCCAGGCGCAGUUGUCAUCCUCCCAGUACUGUAGGGAUUCCUCACGCUAUUGCAGAAAUGCCAGCUCCAUGGACCUGUGUCGACUUAAUCGCUACAAGCAGAAGUGCUGCAGAUCCUGCCAGCAGCAACAUAAUCAACAUCUUAAUCUCUAACUCUGCUGAGGCUUACUAAAAUAGGUAUCGUAGGUACCGUAAUAAAACGUCUAUAGCAAUUAGUAAGUAUAACUUAUCCAUGUGUAUGCAUCGCCAGAAACAUCAGCACUUACGUUAAUUCACCUUAAUAUACAUAUGUAAGUCAAAGGCCAAUUAUAAACAAGAACGUAUUAUUUAUAAAACAUCCAAUGCGAAAACGCGACUUGACACUUGUGUCUGAAGUAAACUUGAACAUUGCAAGAUCUGCUUUAGACAUGAUUUUUAAAGGUCAUCAAUUACACAUUAUGAACUACUAUACGUGAUCCUUUCAUAACUAUGAAGCACUUCAAGUUCUAGCAGCAUGGUACAAAUGUUAAGGUCAAUUUAAACAACCACCCAUUUUGUUAGUUCAUAUAUAAUAUAUCAAGCAAUUAUAAGAAAUAAUUAAAUCGCGAAAAAUAUUUGUAACAAGGAUAAUUAAUAGUUUAGGGUAACUGAACUGUUAUUACCUAGCUAAUCAAGAAUAAAACUGUUUUGGAGAAAGAUCAGUAACUAUGAUUCGAUUACUUGCUGACUUAAAUGGCUUACAAAAUAUGUUCGACCAGCAGCAAUGUUAUAUUAAGCAGCUGAAAUUAUUGAAGAAUCGUAAUAUUAUUGUGUACAUAUAGAAAAGGACCUCCACUGUCGGUUUAUAGCACUUAAAUUACUUUCGAUUUGCAUUUAUCAAUUAACCACUAAAAAUGUUGUAAAUAAAUCGGGUUUAUCAGUUAAACCACUGUUCAUUUAAAGGCCAGCCGUGUAAUUUAAUAAAAGUCGAACUAUUUUAAAUACAUAUAUACGCCUAAUUAUAAUUAGUUUUAUAUGGAAACAUUGUUUUUAUAUAUAGAAACUUAAAAAAUACGAAUAUAUCGCAAUUGUUAAAGCGUAACUAAAUAUAUAAGCUGUUAAGUGAAAGAUAUUAUUAAUAAGCCAAAGAAUAAAUGCUACAGUAACUAAUAUCAAAUGCCUACAGACGCAAGCAAAAAUAAACACAAUCGCAGCCCAAAAGAAAUCGCAAGCCACAUCAAGGAUAUAACAUAAUUGCAAUGUAUUGUACAAAAAAUAAACA
This is a messenger RNA of Drosophila teissieri, 5682 nucleotides long. It is a transcript of the gene nolo, whose product is annotated as protein madd-4. The transcript has 19 exons. Gene Ontology annotation, molecular function: metalloendopeptidase activity. The record is from RefSeq and is a predicted model, not a curated record. Gene Ontology annotation, biological process: extracellular matrix organization. Bases 417 to 4595 code for a protein of 1392 amino acids. Gene Ontology annotation, cellular component: extracellular matrix. NCBI's taxonomy places the organism in Eukaryota, Metazoa, Arthropoda, Insecta, Diptera, Drosophilidae.